Panthera uncia (snow leopard) is the source of this 3214-nucleotide messenger RNA. It is a transcript of the gene CUL5, whose product is annotated as cullin 5. Lineage: Eukaryota; Metazoa; Chordata; Mammalia; Carnivora; Felidae. The record is from RefSeq and is a predicted model, not a curated record. Gene Ontology annotation, biological process: SCF-dependent proteasomal ubiquitin-dependent protein catabolic process; protein ubiquitination. Gene Ontology annotation, molecular function: ubiquitin protein ligase binding. Gene Ontology annotation, cellular component: Cul5-RING ubiquitin ligase complex; SCF ubiquitin ligase complex. The transcript is spliced from 19 exons. Bases 417 to 2759 code for a protein of 780 amino acids.
AACCUGAGCUGCCCGGCCUAAGCCGUGCUAAAUUCGUUGCCCGUGGCCGCUGCGGGUGCAACCACAGAGGCUAAUCCGAAGGAGUGGGGAGGCUCGUGGAGUCGAUGCUUCCUCUUCCAAUUCAGGUCGGCUCCCGCUACCUCGUCACCAUUCGCCGCUGCCGUCUCCCCGAGCGUUUGCAUGAGCUCUUUCGCGUGGGGGAGCUCCGGUGACCAUGUAGGGGGGACGAGUGAGGAAGCUCCAGGUGCCCGGGACGAGGUCAGCGCUGUCGGCACGCCCCCGCGGUGCCGAGCACACCCCCCGGUGCGGGCCGGCGGGCGGGUCGGCCCCGGUGGGAACCCCGGCCUCCGCCUGGGGCCUGGCCCGGAGCGCCACGAAAUCUCGCGCCGUCUCGCGAGACGCUAAGUUGAAGGAACAUGGCGACGUCUAAUCUGUUAAAGAAUAAAGGUUCACUUCAGUUUGAAGACAAAUGGGAUUUCAUGCGUCCAAUUGUUUUGAAGCUUUUACGCCAGGAAUCUGUUACAAAACAGCAGUGGUUUGAUCUGUUUUCGGAUGUGCAUGCAGUCUGUCUCUGGGAUGAUAAAGGUCCAGCAAAAAUUCAUCAGGCUUUAAAAGAAGAUAUUCUUGAGUUUAUCAAGCAAGCACAGGCACGAGUACUGAGCCAUCAAGAUGAUACAGCUUUGCUAAAAGCAUACAUUGUUGAAUGGCGAAAAUUCUUUACACAGUGUGAUAUUUUACCGAAGCCUUUUUGUCAGCUGGAGAUUACUUUAAUGGGUAAACAGGGCAGCAAUAAAAAAUCAACCGUAGAAGACAGUAUUGUUCGAAAACUCAUGCUUGAUACAUGGAAUGAGUCAAUCUUUUCAAAUAUAAAAAACAGACUCCAGGAUAGUGCAAUGAAGCUGGUACAUGCUGAAAGAUUAGGAGAAGCUUUUGAUUCUCAGCUGGUCAUUGGAGUAAGAGAAUCCUAUGUUAACCUUUGUUCUAAUCCUGAGGAUAAGCUUCAAAUUUAUAGGGAUAAUUUUGAGAAGGCAUACUUGGACUCCACAGAGAGAUUUUAUAGAACACAGGCACCCUCGUAUUUACAACAAAAUGGUGUACAGAAUUAUAUGAAAUAUGCAGACGCUAAAUUGAAAGAAGAAGAAAAACGAGCACUACGUUAUUUAGAAACAAGGCGGGAAUGCAACUCUGUUGAAGCACUCAUGGAAUGCUGUGUAAAUGCCCUGGUGACAUCUUUUAAAGAGACUAUCUUAGCCGAGUGCCAAGGCAUGAUCAAGCGAAAUGAAACUGAAAAACUACAUUUAAUGUUUUCAUUGAUGGACAAGGUUCCCAAUGGGAUAGAGCCAAUGCUGAAAGACUUGGAGGAACAUAUCAUUAGCGCUGGCCUGGCAGAUAUGGUAGCAGCUGCUGAAACCAUUACUACUGACUCUGAGAAAUACGUUGAGCAGUUACUUACAUUAUUUAAUAGAUUUAGUAAACUCGUCAAAGAAGCUUUUCAAGAUGAUCCACGAUUUCUUACUGCAAGAGAUAAGGCAUAUAAAGCAGUUGUUAAUGAUGCUACCAUAUUUAAACUUGAAUUACCUUUGAAGCAGAAAGGGGUGGGAUUAAAAACUCAGCCUGAAUCAAAAUGCCCUGAGCUGCUUGCCAAUUACUGUGACAUGUUGUUAAGAAAAACACCAUUAAGCAAAAAACUAACCUCUGAAGAGAUUGAAGCAAAGCUUAAAGAAGUGCUGUUGGUACUUAAAUACGUACAAAAUAAAGACGUUUUUAUGAGAUAUCACAAAGCUCAUUUGACGCGACGUCUUAUAUUAGACAUCUCUGCUGAUAGUGAAAUUGAAGAGAAUAUGGUAGAGUGGCUAAGAGAAGUUGGUAUGCCCGCAGAUUAUGUAAAUAAGCUUGCUAGAAUGUUUCAGGACAUAAAAGUGUCUGAAGAUUUGAACCAAGCUUUUAAGGAAAUGCACAAAAAUAACAAAUUGGCUUUACCAGCUGAUUCGGUUAAUAUAAAAAUUCUGAAUGCUGGAGCAUGGUCAAGAAGCUCUGAGAAAGUCUUUGUCUCCCUUCCUACUGAACUGGAGGAUUUGAUACCUGAAGUAGAAGAAUUCUACAAAAAAAAUCAUAGUGGUAGAAAAUUACAUUGGCAUCAUCUCAUGUCAAAUGGAAUUAUAACAUUUAAGAAUGAAGUAGGGCAAUAUGAUUUGGAGGUAACAACAUUUCAGCUGGCUGUGUUGUUUGCAUGGAACCAAAGACCCAGAGAGAAAAUCAGCUUUGAAAAUCUAAAACUUGCAACUGAACUGCCUGACGCUGAGCUUAGAAGGACUUUAUGGUCUUUAGUAGCUUUCCCAAAGCUCAAGCGGCAGGUUUUAUUGUAUGAACCUCAAGUCAACUCACCCAAAGACUUCACAGAAGGCACCCUCUUCUCGGUGAACCAGGAGUUCAGUUUAAUAAAAAAUGCAAAAGUUCAGAAAAGAGGUAAAAUCAACUUGAUUGGACGCUUGCAGCUCACUACAGAAAGGAUGCGAGAAGAGGAGAAUGAAGGGAUAGUUCAGCUACGAAUACUAAGAACCCAGGAAGCCAUCAUACAAAUAAUGAAGAUGAGAAAGAAAAUUAGCAAUGCUCAGCUGCAGACUGAACUAGUAGAAAUUUUGAAAAACAUGUUUUUGCCACAAAAGAAAAUGAUAAAAGAGCAAAUAGAAUGGCUAAUAGAGCACAAAUACAUCAGAAGAGAUGAAUCCGAUAUCAACACUUUCAUAUAUAUGGCAUAAGUUUGAAUAUCAUGGACAACAUUAGAACCCAAAUUUCAGAGUGCGUGGGCAGAAAGUUGUAACAGUUUGUGCUGGAGGAAGGUUUAUUUGGACUUUGAUUACAUAACUAUUAAAAUCUCUGCCUUACCUGACAAAACAACUAUAUUUUGCCAGUCACGUUAGUUAGCAUGACGGCAUCCCUUCAUGUUGCACACUCGGUAACAGCAUGCUGUUUUGUGGAGAAACUUGCAUUCAUGAAGAGCCCAUUAUGAACUUUUCACAGUAAAUUUGAUUUAUACCCAUCGGAAGAAAUAGUUGGGCAGGGUGAGGGCGGGGUUCUUAAUUGCUUUUUUCCUCUUUUUUUUUUCCUCUCUGACAAAAAUGUACUUGCACCAGGAAGGAUCUUCAGAUAUUCGUGCACUGAAUAAUGCUGUUAUGUUUUGUUUUUUUAAAUGCAAUUAAAACUAGAAAUAGCA